Messenger RNA from Exophiala viscosa, 1252 nucleotides. Its product is annotated as CDK-activating kinase assembly factor MAT1. NCBI's taxonomy places the organism in Eukaryota, Fungi, Ascomycota, Eurotiomycetes, Chaetothyriales, Herpotrichiellaceae. Gene Ontology annotation, cellular component: transcription factor TFIIH holo complex. The record is from RefSeq and is a predicted model, not a curated record. Gene Ontology annotation, biological process: regulation of cyclin-dependent protein serine/threonine kinase activity; regulation of transcription by RNA polymerase II; DNA repair. The transcript has a single exon. The coding region runs from base 269 to 1069 and encodes 266 amino acids.
AGUUGAUUGUCCAUCUAUCCUGUUACUACACUCCAGCUUCACGGACCCUCAGCAACCAUCUGACUCAAGGCGGAUGUUUGCUGUCGCUUCACAAAAUAUGCCAUACAUCAGGUGAAUGCCCUGCUUAGAUCAGGUGGCGGGACAGAUCCAUUCAGCGUCCCUGAAAGACGAUUACAGGACUAUCACCAAACGCUCAUUACUAUGGACGACGAGGAGGCAAUAGGUAUGCUCAUUCCGAACGAUCUUAUCCUUAACCACGCUGAUUAAAAUGUCUUCAGCUGCGAACAAAUGUCCUGUUUGUGGAAGCGACCCUCGCACACACCCAGGACUUCGCUUCAAGAUCAACACCAAGUGCUACCACCGAAUAUGUGAGGGCUGCGUAGAUCGAAACUUCUCCAGUGGUAAAGCAGAGUGCCCAGUCGCAGGAUGCCAUGUUGCACUGUGGAAGCGAGAAUGGAGGACUCAAACUUUCGAGGACCUCAAGAUCGAACGUGAGGUCGAGAUUCGAAAAAGGGUCAACAAGACCCUCGACCGGCAGGAGGACGAGUUCGAAACUAAGCGGGACUAUGAUGAUUUCCUGGAGCUCAGGGAAGAACUUAUUAUGAACUUGGUCUUCAAGACCGAUGUUGCAGCUACAAAUCGCAAGCUGCGAGAAUAUGCCGUGGCGAAUGGUAUCAAAACAGACACGACCGAUGCUGCGAACGAGCCGACAAAGCCUGUCAAACGAAAAGAUGUCGCCCCAGAUGCCGCCGAUCCAAGUGGUCUGAUCAAGGGUCUGAAGAAGAUUUCCAUUCCCAAGGCCAAAGCCCCAUACGACCCGUUUAUGGGCAUGUCACGGACAAGGGACUACUACGAAGUCACAGAGAGCUACGUCGCGCGAGCCAGGGGCAAACCUGCAGAGGCUAUGCUUGCAGCAGGUUAUGACUUCGGCCAGUACAUGGAUGAGUGUCUCUUACGGGCAUUUGCUGGCCUCGGCGUCUUCAUUGAAGAUGAGAUGGCAACCAAGAAUAACACUGCUGUCCCAGUACCAGGGACUGGGGAAUUGAAGGCUGCAGAUGAUGUUUUUUGACGAGCAACGAACACAGUUAGAGAUAUCAUAGUUGCUCGUACAUAUUCGAUUGCUGGCAAGGCUGGCUAUGAAGCAGCGCACGUGAUGUCACGAUCCAUGCCAAGAUUUCGAUUUUCAGGUUCGAACCCACAGGGAAAGAACGACAUCGACCAGCGCAGGACGACGACGAGGCCGUUUUGUGUG